Plenodomus lingam JN3 is the source of this 1953-nucleotide messenger RNA. The record is from RefSeq and is a predicted model, not a curated record. Lineage: Eukaryota; Fungi; Ascomycota; Dothideomycetes; Pleosporales; Leptosphaeriaceae.
AUGGCUUCUCCUUCUUCUCCUUCCCCCUCCUCUCCUCGUGCUCGUUCUUCCUCUUCUCCUCCUGCAAAGCGACGCAGAGUCGGUAAUGAUGCAUCGGUGCGUUUGGAGGGGGGUGGGGGAUUGGGGCGCCGGAUUAGUCCGCCGAUGCGUAGGAGGCGGGAGGAUGGGCCGGAGUUUGGUGCACAGGGUGAUGAUGGGGUGGUGGUGGAGGGUUUGGGGCAGGAGGGUGGUGGGAGGGGGGGAGAGGUGGAGCGAGAUGGGGGGUUGGAUGGCAAGGGAGACCAAGAGGAACAUCCUGACAUCAAGUCAGGCCGAGAUGGGGAUUCAAACAUCAACUUCAUCCCGUCGCCCAUACAACUCAUCCGUAUCGAGGACAUGGGGGCGAUGCAGAACGUGGAUGCGAUUGGGCUGGGGGAUAUCCUGGGGGAUCCGUUGAUCAGGGAGUGUUGGAACUUUAAUUACCUGUUUGAUUUGGGGUUUGUCAUGCAGCACUUUGACAGCGAUGUGAGGCACAUGGUCAAGGUCAAGAUUGUGCAUGGGUUCUGGAGAAGAGAUGAUGAGAGGAGGAUUGAACUUCUUGAGGCAGCAGAACGAUACCCCAACAUCGAACUGCUAAGUGCUUACAUCCCAGACCCAUUCGGGACUCACCAUUCCAAGAUGCUGAUCUUGUUUCGACAUGACGAUACGGCUCAGAUUAUUAUCCACACCGCCAACAUGAUAUAUCGCGAUUGGAGCAACAUGACCCAAGCAGUGUGGUCCUCGCCCAUGCUACCACUAUCAACGCAAAAGUGGCCCACAGAAAACCCUGACUCCGCGUCUCAUCCAGUUGGCAGUGGCCUUCGUUUCAAGGUAGAUCUACUCCGCUAUCUCGCGGCUUACGAAAGACGCACAAAAGACUUGGUGAGCCAGCUUGCACACUACGACUUCUUCGCAAUCAGAGCAGCUUUUAUAGGAAGUGUGCCUUCGCGGCAAAACCCUGACGCGUCUAAGCCUUCUGAGGAGACUUCUUUCGGUUGGCUGGGACUCCGCGAGAUCCUAACACAGGUUCCUGUCGCUCGUCGGGACAAGUCACACUCGCCUCCCCACAUCGUCACCCAGAUAUCCUCCAUCGCCACCCUGGGUGCCCAGCCUACAUGGCUAACACACUUCCAAUCCGUCCUCUCGAGUGAACCUAAGGUUUCAAACACAGCCGUGUCCGGAUCAACAAAAACAGCAUCCGCAUCCCCAAAGCACGCGCCCAACAACCCACCACCCCCAACCUUCAGCAUCAUCUUCCCCACACCAGAAGAACUCCGCACCUGCCUCGACGGCUACGCCUCCGGAGCCUCAAUACACUGGAAAUUACAAUCCGCACAGCAGCAGAAACAACUCGCAUAUAUGCACCCUUUUCUCCGCCACUGGCACUCCCCCGCCCCGACUUCCCCCCCACAAGACUCACCACGCAGAGCCGCCCAUCGUGGCCCAGCCGCACCGCACAUCAAAACUUACAUCCGCUUCAGCAAUCAAGACCACACAACUAUCGACUGGGCCCUGCUGACCAGUGCGAACCUCAGCAAGCAGGCCUGGGGCGAUGUAGUCGGCAAGAAGAAUGAAAUGCGGGUUCAAAGCUGGGAGGCUGGUGUUGUACUCUGGCCUGCGCUGUUUGCACACAACUCAGUGCCGGGAAACCGUGCUUUGGCACCCGCUAUCAUGGUUCCGGUUUUCGCUCGAGAUGCACCGCUGCAGGAGGAUUUGGCGGGCUGGUUGCGCAAUGGAUCUGCUGCCCAUAAUCACAAUGUUUGUGCUGACCGCGUAUCCCCGGUUCGGAACUCGGCUGUGAAUGUCACUGUGGUUGGGUUUCGCAUGCCAUAUGACUUGCCGCUUUGCCCUUAUACGGCUGAUGAGAUGCCCUGGUGUGCGACGAUGCGGUAUGCGGAGCCGGAUGGCAAGGGUAUGGCGUGGAGUGGGUAUUAG